GCUCUUUUAGGGCCGCUGUCCGAGCCCCUCUGAGCAGUGGCGGACUGUGUGGGGAGCGGGGCUGCGAAACUCAACGAGAGGCGCCGUCCGGAGCAGGUCAUAAUGGUUUCCAUCCCUGAAUACUACGAAGGAAAGAAUGUCCUCCUGACAGGAGUUACAGGCUUCUUGGGAAAAGUACUUCUGGAAAAACUGCUCAGGUCUUGUCCUAAAGUGAAAGCAGUGUAUGUAUUGGUAAGAAACAAAGCAGGGCAGAUGCCUGAAAAAAGAAUAGAGGAAAUUACCAGCUGUAAGCUCUUCGACAGGUUGAGGGAAGAGCAGCCAGACUUCAAAGCAAAAAUAAUAGUAGUUUUGAGUGACCUUACACGGCCUGAACUCGACCUUGCUGAACCAAUCAAGGAAGAACUUAUAGACUGUGUUAAUAUCAUAUUUCAUUGUGCUGCCACAGUCAGAUUCAAUGAAACACUAAGAGAUGCUGUUCAGUUAAAUGUGACUGCCACACAACAGCUCCUCUUCCUGGCACUGCGAAUGAAGAACCUAGAAGUGUUCAUGCACGUAUCGACUGCCUUUGCAUACUGCAAUCGAAAGCAGAUUGGGGAAGUAGUUUAUCCACCUCCUGUUGAUCCCAGGAAACUGAUGGAUUCUCUUGAGUGGAUGGAUGAUAGCCUUGUGAAUGACAUUACUCCUAAGCUGCUGGGUGACAGACCUAAUACUUACAUAUAUACAAAAGCCUUAGCUGAAUAUAUAGUACAACAAGAAAGUGCAAAAUUAAACAUAGCCAUUAUAAGGCCAUCUAUUGUUGGUGCUAGCUGGAAGGAACCUUUUCCUGGAUGGAUUGAUAACUUCAAUGGACCUAGCGGUCUUUUUAUUGCUGCAGGAAAAGGAAUUCUUCGAACAAUGAGAGCUUCCAACAGUGCAGUAGCAGAUCUUAUUCCAGUAGACGUUGUUGUCAAUGCGACACUGGCUGCAGCCUGGUAUUCUGGAGUUAAUAGACCAAGAAAUGUCAUGGUAUACAACUGUACAACAGGUGGCACCAAUCCUUUCCACUGGAGUGAAGUUGAAUACCAUGUAAUUUCUACUUUCAAGAGGAAUCCUCUCGAACAGGCCUUCAGACGGCCCAAUGUAAAUCUAACUUCCAAUCACCUUUUAUAUCAUUACUGGAUUGCUGUAAGCCAUAAGGCCCCAGCAUUCCUGUAUGAUAUCUACCUCAGGAUUACUGGAAGAAGCCCAAGGAUGAUGAAAACAAUAACACGUCUUCAUAAGGCCAUGAUGUUGUUAGAAUACUUUACAAGCAAUUCUUGGAUCUGGAAUACUGAAAAUAUGACUAUGCUAAUGAACCAACUAAACCCCGAAGAUAAAAAGCACUUUAACUUCGAUGUUCGACAACUGCACUGGGCAGAAUACAUGGAAAAUUACUGUAUGGGAACGAAGAUAUAUGUGCUAAAUGAAGAAAUGUCUGGUCUUCCUGCGGCUCGGAAACACUUGAAUAAGUUAAGGAAUAUACGCUAUGGCUUCAAUACAAUUCUUGUGAUCCUGAUCUGGCGUGUCUUCAUUGCAAGAUCACAAAUGGCAAGAAAUAUCUGGUACUUUGUGGUUAGUCUGUGUUACAAGUUCCUCUCCUACUUCAGAGCCUCCAGUACUAUGAGAUAUUGAAGAAGAGAAUUUAGCAUUAGGACAUCUAUGCAUAUGGUGGUCUAACUGCACAAAGCCUGUAACAUGUAGUCAUCUCACAUUUUGUAAAAGCGUAAUUUCAUCCUCAAUUGGAGUGCAAAUUCUAUGGUAUGGUAUGUGUAAUGUUAGUUGUGUAUCUUCCUGGAAACAGAGAAAAUAAAAUGGCCAAGUGCCAGGUUGAAUUGGCAUUAGACAAGCUUUUAAAUCACUUUAACUCUUUGACCUGGGGAAAAUAUUUUAGACCACUGACCAGCGUAACUGUGCAAUUUGGAACGUGUUUGAUUGAAAUCUGCCUUAACAUGAGGUGUGUGGUGUUUCUUUUUUUUUCCCCCUCCACAUUGAGCAAGAGAAAUAUUGACUUAGUAGUUGCUGCAGACAUAUCGAUUUGAAAUUCUACGUUACAAAGGGUUUUACAAGUUGCAAAAGUGUAUGAACGAUGGUGGAUCUCCUAAAAAUUUUUUGAGGACUUCUGUAAUUUGUCUUUACUUUUUGCCACUUCUUCCUUUCUCGAAGUAGAGAUGCAACAGUGGUGCCUACUUUGACAUACAAGUGGAAAAAA
Messenger RNA from Dryobates pubescens (Downy woodpecker), 2227 nucleotides. It is a transcript of the gene FAR1, whose product is annotated as fatty acyl-CoA reductase 1. Gene Ontology annotation, biological process: long-chain fatty-acyl-CoA metabolic process. Gene Ontology annotation, molecular function: alcohol-forming very long-chain fatty acyl-CoA reductase (NADP+) activity. Lineage: Eukaryota; Metazoa; Chordata; Aves; Piciformes; Picidae. The transcript is spliced from 12 exons. The record is from RefSeq and is a predicted model, not a curated record. Gene Ontology annotation, cellular component: peroxisome. The coding region runs from base 103 to 1650 and encodes 515 amino acids.